Molecule: messenger RNA, 2243 nt
Organism: Histoplasma capsulatum G186AR
Lineage: Eukaryota; Fungi; Ascomycota; Eurotiomycetes; Onygenales; Ajellomycetaceae
Product: cyclin
Exons: 1
Coding region: 1-2019 (672 amino acids)
Biological process (GO): positive regulation of DNA-templated transcription, elongation; regulation of transcription by RNA polymerase II
Cellular component (GO): cyclin/CDK positive transcription elongation factor complex; nucleus
Molecular function (GO): cyclin-dependent protein serine/threonine kinase activator activity
Source: RefSeq, a predicted model, not a curated record
AUGCCAGCUACUACGUCUUCCUCGACUCGCGAACCCGCUCACUCAGUCCUAAUGCCCUCCAACCCUGUCCUUGUCGCGGCUCAGUCGCAAUGGAUAUUCACGGACGCGGAGCUUUAUCGGACGCCAUCUAUCCUCGAUGGGAUGACGAUUGAGGCCGAACACACAAGCCGUAGCAAGGGGGUCAACUUUAUCACCCAAGUCGGAAUCCUUUUGAAGCUUCCACAACUCACCCUCUGCACCGCGAGUGUCUACCUCCAUCGGUUUUUCAUGCGAUAUAGUAUGAAAGACCUUCCGCAGCGCCCAGGGAUGCAUCCCUACUCGGUCGCCGCGACUGCCCUAUUUCUCGCUACCAAAGUCGAGGAGAACUGCCGCAAGAUGAAGGAGCUAAUCGUCGCUUGUUGUCGCAUCGCACAGAAGAAACCAAGCAUGAUCGUGGAUGAGCAGUCGAAAGAAUUUUGGAGAUGGCGCGAUACCAUUUUACACAAUGAAGAUUUGUUGCUCGAAGCCUUGUGCUUCGAUCUUCAGCUUGAGCAGCCCUACCGCCUGCUGUACGACUUUCUUUGCUACUUUAAGGUGCAAGAGAAUAAACGGCUUAGAAAUUCGGCCUGGGCUUUCCUCAAUGAUUCUACAUAUACGGUACUAUGUGUACAGUUCCCGGCACGCACUAUAGCUGCAGCUGCACUCUAUGCAGCAGCAAGGCACUGUGAAGUUGCGUUUGAAGACGACUCCCUAAAUAGGCCUUGGUGGAGACAAUUGGACGUUGAUCUCCACGAGAUGAGAAGGGCAUGUAAUCGCAUGGCCGAUAUUUAUGAAUUCGUGUCUGUUCCCGUGCCUGGACAGCAAUAUGUGCACCUGUCAACCCGUGACGACGAACCGACCGACAUGACGAGAACGUCCCACCACCCGAAGAGCGAGGGCAGUAUAGACGAUAGCGCCAACAACAGUAUGUCUCCUGGUGAGAUCAAUGGGCGCAAACGUGAAAGAGACAGCCAUUCCGGCUCAUUUAGCCAACACCCAAUAAGCAUUCCCCCAAACGGAGCAACAUCGGGGGAGCCAGACCCUCAGCCUUCCCCGAAGCGCCAGCGUCGUGAAGGAAGCGAAGGCGAUACCGAAACAUCCUCAUUCAGCCAACCACAACAACCAUCGUCAUCACAAAUCUCGUUAACUGAAGCAACUGCAAACAUGAACGUAGCCUCAAACUCAUCGUCACAAACCGCCAUCAGCAUUCCAUCCAGUCAGAAGCAACCAGAGAUGAACGGCCAUGGCCAUCCUAGGAAUGUCUCUCCCUCCAAAAGUAGAAUCCCACAAGCGGCACGCAUCCCUCUGAAUCAGCCACGGCAAGAGCAUCCGCUUCCUCCACCACCCCCAGUCACCGUACCUCCCCUUCCCCAUCAACAACCCCAGCCCCCUCGCCGUGGAAGCUAUAGCAACAAUCCACAACCGCCAAAUAGACAGCCGCCGCCAAGAGGUCCGCCUCCAGCGACGGUAUCAUCAAUGUUUCACCUGCCACCGCCACCAGCCGAUCCCUCAAAUGUUGACAAAUUACAGCAACGUAUCGAUGCUAUUAUCCAGCAAGGCAUGCCACCGGAAAAUGACCGGUCCCACGAACCUAGGGGAAAUUAUUACUAUCAUCCAUCAUCAAGUGAAAGGGAUCGGGAUCGGGAUCGGGAUAGGCAUAGAGAAAGAGAUAGGUACAGGGAUAACGAUCGGGAUAAAGACAUGGCAAGAGAAAGGGGACGCGACCAUGACCGCGACCACGGAAUCGACCAUCACGGCCGUUCCAGGAGACACUCUUCAGAGACGUCGGGUCCCGGAGCAAUGUCCACAUCACUUCCCACACUACCGCCUCAACAGUCAGUGGCCCCACCAGUUCCCUCUUCUGAACCGCGCCACGACCUCGAGCAAGAUCAGCAAAUAAAACGCGAUGUUGUAGGAACGAACACCGCAUCACUGCAGGACCACGAUACCAAAACCAAUGAGGCUGACGAUGACGGCGGGAGCGAGGAAGGGGAGCUUUGAAAAAAAAAAAAAAAAAAAAAAAAAACAGCCACUGUUCGUUCCUAUGCCAUCAUCAAUCGCCCUCAAGCCUCGACAGAUGACGGGGGUGGUAGUUGCGCGGAGGACGUGGAUGAUGACUAGGCUAUUAUUGGCACUGCACACACCCCCCUUUAAUCUGAUGACGCCCACCUUUUUCUGUUUUUUUUUUUUUUUUUUUUGGCCAAAUCUCAUUCCCGUUUCUACAU